AUGCUAAGUCCACGUUUUGUCGAACCGUUUGAGAUACUAGAGCGGAUUGGCCCUGUGGCUUAUCGCUUGGUGUUGCCUCCAUCUCUUUCUGUAGUGCACGAUGUAUUCCAUGUCUCCAUGCUGACGAGGUAUGUCACAGAUCCGACGCAUGUAGUGGACUUCGAGCCAUUGCAAAUUAGUGAGGACUUGAGCUACAAGGAGCAACCUGUUGAGAUCUUGGCAAGAGAGGUCAAGAUGCUCUGUAAUCAAGGAAUUGCACUGGUAAAGGUUCUUUGGCGAAACCAUGGGGUUGAAGAAGCAACAUGGGAGAGAGAAGAGGACAUGAGAGCCCUGUACCCCAAGCUGUUCGAGGACUAG
Cucumis melo (muskmelon) is the source of this 357-nucleotide messenger RNA. RefSeq lists its product as uncharacterized. The record is from RefSeq and is a predicted model, not a curated record. The transcript has a single exon. The coding region runs from base 1 to 357 and encodes 118 amino acids. Lineage: Eukaryota; Viridiplantae; Streptophyta; Magnoliopsida; Cucurbitales; Cucurbitaceae.